AUGGCCGCCCAGUCCAAGCUGUUACCGCCCGAUCGUUCCAUCAAGCAGAUUCUCUCCAGUCUCACCUCCCUCUACCUCAAACACCGCACCCGCAUCUCACGCGCCGUUUACCUCGCUCUUUUUGCAGCUCUUGCAAAACGAAUCCACAAUGCUAUUUCGGAGCAGAAAGCUGCCUCACAGCAAGUAGAGUUGCACCGACGGCCCGGCACCAGCAGUCUCGGUGAUGACGAACAACCACGGAAGAAGCGGGUCGAGAUCAACCGGGAGUUCUUCAGGAACCUGCUGCGCCUGCUCAAGAUCGUGAUUCCGGGAUGGCGCAGCAAGGAGUUGAGGCUCCUGGUGAGCCACAGUGUCUUCCUGGUGUUGCGGACAUUGCUCAGUCUGUAUGUUGCCGAGCUGGAUGGCCGGUUGGUGAGCAACCUAGUGCGAGGGAAAGGCAGGGAUUUCCUACUCGGUCUUGUUUGGUGGAUGAUCGUGGCUGUUCCCGCGACAUUUACAAAUUCCAUGCUCUCGUACCACCAGUGCAAGCUCGCGCUGAGCUAUCGGAAACGUCUGACAGAUUAUAUACACGACAAAUACCUGUCAAACAUGACCUUCUACGCCAUCUCCGCCCUGGACGAUCGGAUCAAGAACCCAGACCAGCUUGUCACAGUCGACGUGUCUCGCUUCUCAGACAGCUUGGCGGAGCUCUACUCCAACCUGGCCAAGCCCAUACUCGACAUGUGCAUCUACAACUACUCGCUUUCUAAGAAUGUCGGAGGCGAGGGGAUGUUCAUCAUGAGUCUGCUGGUGCAGUUGUCAGCUAACGUGAUGCGCAUGCUCACCCCGCCGUUUGGCAAGUAUGUCGCCGACGAGGCUCGCCUCGAGGGCGAGUUCCGAUUCUUGCACUCGCGCCUCAUCGACUAUAGUGAAGAAGUUGCCCUCUACCACGGCCAUGAAGCCGAGAAGGACACUUUGGACAAGGGCUACUUCACCCUCAUCAAGCACGUGAAUCGCAUUCUGCGCCGGCGCCUGUACCAUGGAUUCAUGGAGGACUUUGUUAUUAAAUACUUCUGGGGUGCUUUGGGCCUGGUUCUCUGCAGUGUGCCCGUCUUUUUCAAGAUCCCUGGCCAGGUCGUUCAUACCAUGGGCGACCGUACCGAAAACUUUGUCACCAACCGACGGAUGCUGUUAUCCUCGUCGGAUGCCUUUGGUCGUCUGAUGUUCUCCUACAAGGAGAUCUCCGAGCUAGCCGGUUUCACUGCCCGCGUCUCGUCAUUACUGGAGGUAAUGGAUGACUUGGGGGCCGGGAGAUUCGAAAAGAAGCUGGUCUCUUCUGCAUCAACUGAGGAAAAUGCAGCAGUUCUUUCUGGCCGAGGCAAGGUCGUCGAAAGCGAUUGCAUCCAGUUCACCGAUGUUCCGAUCGUCUCGCCCAACGGGGACGUCCUGGUGCGAAAGCUGUCUUUCACCAUCUACCCUGGCGACCAUCUCUUGAUUGUCGGACCCAACGGGUGCGGUAAGUCAUCAUUGUUCCGCAUUUUGGGUGGGCUCUGGCCUGUGUACGGCGGUACGGUCAAGAAACCAUCAUUUGAAGACAUUUUCUACAUCCCUCAACGGCCUUAUCUGUCGCGAGGUACGCUCCGCCAGCAGGUCAUUUACCCGGACGGCGUGCGCGAGAUGCGCGCCAAGGGUGUGACCGAUGAUGAUCUGUACGAGGUUCUUUCCGUGGUCGAGAUCGCGUCUGUCGUCGACCGCCCCGGCGGCUGGGAUGCCGAGGAGGAGUGGCGCGAUGUCCUGUCGGGUGGCCUGCAGCAGCGCAUCGCAAUGGCCCGCCUAUUCUACCACCGUCCCAAGUUUGCCAUUCUGGACGAAUGUACUUCCUCGGUGACCCUGGAGAUUGAGAAGGUGAUGUACGAGACGGCCAAGAAGCUUGGCAUCACCCUAAUGACGGUCUCGCACCGUCGCAGUCUCUGGAAAUACCACCAGAAGAUUCUGCAAUUUGAUGGCCAGGGAAGUUAUGUCUUUACCGGGCUCGAUUGGGAGCGCCGGUUGAAAUUGGAAGAUGAGAAAGACGAGCUUGAACUGCAACUGCGGACAGUUCCCGAAUUGCAGAGAAGGAUCACCGAGCUUACCUCGACCUAG
This is a messenger RNA of Penicillium cinerascens, 2121 nucleotides long. RefSeq names its product ATP-binding cassette long-chain fatty acid transporter PXA2. Lineage: Eukaryota; Fungi; Ascomycota; Eurotiomycetes; Eurotiales; Aspergillaceae. Gene Ontology annotation, molecular function: long-chain fatty acid transmembrane transporter activity; ABC-type transporter activity; ATP hydrolysis activity. Gene Ontology annotation, cellular component: peroxisomal membrane. The record is from RefSeq and is a predicted model, not a curated record. The transcript has 4 exons. The coding region runs from base 1 to 2121 and encodes 706 amino acids. Gene Ontology annotation, biological process: long-chain fatty acid import into peroxisome; very long-chain fatty acid catabolic process; fatty acid beta-oxidation.